This is a messenger RNA of Rotaria sp. Silwood1, 2649 nucleotides long. The record is from the annotation of a GenBank genome assembly. Lineage: Eukaryota; Metazoa; Rotifera; Eurotatoria; Philodinida; Philodinidae.
AUGUCGACAAAUGAUUCAAAAUUAUUUUCAUCAAUUAAAUAUUUUACAACUGGUUUUCGUGAUCCAACACUUGAAAGUAUAUUUAAACAAAAUGGUGCUAUAAGAUCAUUUUAUUUAACUGAAACAACCACACAUGUCAUAUGUGAUGAUUUUGACAGUAAUAAAAGUGAAUUAGAACAAGCUAUUGAAAUAUAUCAAACACCAAUUGUUAAUUCAAAUUGGAUAACAUCAUGUUUAAAAUGUAAUACAUUAUUACCAAUUGAUCCAUUUCGUAGUGUUGAUAGUAAUAAUACUGAACAUUUAUUUCGUUCAUGUACAUUUUCGAAUGCUAAUUUAUUAAAUGAAGAUCAUAAUAAAAUAUAUGCAUUAGUUACUUAUUAUGGAGGUCGAUGGACAACAAAUUUAGAUGAUCCUAAUUGUACACAUAUUAUUUGUGCAUCAGCAUUAUCAAUAAAUAAUACUGAUGAUGAAAUAAUAAAUAAUCAUCGAAAUAAUGAUGAACGUCUUCAGAUUGCAUAUGAAAUUCAAUCUGAAAAAAUUCAUUUAAUAACACCAGAUUGGAUUAUUGAUUGUUUAAAUACUAAUCGUUUACUAGAUGAAGCUGAUUAUCAUCCUGAUUUAUUAAGAGAUCCAAAUGAACCAAUGGAUGUUGAUGAUGAAGAAUUAGAUGAUGAACAUCACAAUAAUCAAUCAACAGAUGAACAUACGCCAACAAAAACAAUUACUAGUGCACAUCGUUCACAACUUAUAACAAAAAAUUUUUUUAAUCAAUCUGAUCAAACAACACCUCCACCAUCAGCCGAGCCAGUAUCAGGAAUACAUGAUGGUAGUAAUCCUCCAGAUUCAUCUGAUACUUCUCAAACAAAAGUCUUUGCACCAAAACGAGCUCGUACUAGAACAACACCACGACAGCGUAAUACAAAAAUUAAUUCAACAACAAAUAAUAGUUCACAUACAAAUCAAAAUGGUCAUCCCUUAACAAGUAAAGAUGGAAAUAUUUCAACAUUACCUAUUGAAGAAAAAUUAAUUCGUCCAUCAAUAUCAGCUAAUCUACCAAAUAAUAAAACAAAUUUACAAUUAUCACGUCAUCCACCAUUAGAAACACUUUCAUAUGAAUUAAAUUAUUGUCUACAAGAUAAACAUGAACUUGUACCAGCAUCACAAUGUUUACUCGGUUGUGUUAUUUAUAUUGAUGAACGUGAAUAUAUUUCAAUUGUAUCAAAAGAUGAUUUAUCAACAUGGUCAAAAACAAUAACAGAUCAUGGUGCUAUAGUAACUGAUGAUAUUAACCUUGUUAAUUUAACACAUUUUGUAUGUGCUUAUCGUACAAGUGAACGUUUUCGACAAGUAUGUAAACGUGGAACUGUUCGAAUGGUUACAGCGCAUUGGCUUAGUGAUGUAUUACAACGAAAAAAACUUUUUGUGCCAAAUUUAGCUAUUCAUUAUCCAUCACCAUUCGAACCGAAUGAACCAGACAAAUUACCAUUAGCUAAAUAUUUUUUUACAAUGACUGGUUUCGAAGGAAUUGAGCGUGCUCGUCUUCGGUAUAUGAUACGUUCACUAGGAGGUAAAUAUUCUGGUCAUUUAAGUAAAUGGCAUACACAUUUAUUAGCACGUGAAAAUGGAAAAACAAAUAAAUUUAAAAAAGCUUUCGAGUGGUCAAUACCUAUUGUAAAUGGUUUAUGGUUAUCAGAAUUAUAUUUAGGGAAUACAUGUGCUCUUAAACAACCAAUAGAAGAACGUUAUAAGCGUUUAAAUGGUACACCACCAAUAGAUCAUUUUUCAUUUGAUCAAAUUUUUGUUCACGAUUUACUUCUACCAUGGUCACAACCUAUUCGUAUAACCGAUGAAAUGCUUAAUUUAUCUAUACGUCGUCAUAAUGAACAACAACAUUUAUUAUCACACCUUCCAGAUAUGGAUACAGAUAAUCAUUAUAUUAAAAACUCAUAUCAUUAUAAUGAACCUAUACAUUCAACAAAUCAGUCAACAAUAAAUAAUAAUGAAACAAUAUCAAUAAUGCUUAGUGGUUUUAAUAUGAAAACAUUAAAUUAUUAUGAAACCAUAAUUAAAUCUUUAGGUGGUAAAAUAUCGACAUUACCACAUAAUACAACACAUUUAAUAAUGAAUAGAUUUUUACGUACAGAAAAAUUGUAUGAAUGUAUAAAUUAUGUAACAUAUAUAUUAAAUAAAAAUUGGUUAGAUAAAUCUUAUGAAGAGAAACGUUUUUUAUCAAUAGAAGAAUCAGAUUGGAUACAUGAUCAAGAAUUUAAAUCAAUAGAAAAUUUCUUUAAACAAUCAAUAGGUAGACGUAUACAUCGUCAAAAUCGACCAUUAUUUAUAGGUUAUACAUUUUUUUUAACACCAAGUAUACAACCAUCACAAAUAAUAAUUAAAUCAAUUAUUUAUUCAGCUGGAGGACAUGUACGUCGAGAAUUUCCAACAAUAAAACGCUUAAUAACAUAUAAUGAACAAACUAAAUUACCAAAUUGUUUAAUUUUAUCAUGUGAUCAAGAUAAAUUAUUGUUAAAAGAUUUACAUACAUAUAAUAAUACAGAUUUUCAAAUUAAAAUUUUAUCAAUUGAUUUUCUUCUUCAAAGUAUUUUACACCAAGAAAUACUUAGUUUUGAUUCAUUUAUUAUCAAAAUAUAA